Molecule: messenger RNA, 4473 nt
Organism: Aspergillus bombycis
Lineage: Eukaryota; Fungi; Ascomycota; Eurotiomycetes; Eurotiales; Aspergillaceae
Product: RTP1/Tango6 family protein
Exons: 5
Coding region: 1-4473 (1490 amino acids)
Biological process (GO): protein secretion
Source: RefSeq, a predicted model, not a curated record
AUGGCUUUUAAGCGACCAUACGCAAAGGUGCAAAUCUCUCUAGUGGACAGCACCAGAAGUUAUAUACCGGGCGACAGAAUUGAAGGAACUGUAUUAUUUACUCCUCGAAGACAAGUUGCCCUACAUCAGCUACGCCUAUCUUUUGAAGGUAAAACUGUAGUGCGCGUGGACACCAAUGAAACCAACAUACCACUUCCCCAGCCUACGGUGUCCAAGACCUUUCUUCAAAUGGAUAAGCCACUCCAUGAUAUGCCAUGUCAGAAAGCCGAGACACUGCAGAUAGACACAGAAUAUCGUCUGCCUUUCGAGUUUGUCGUUCCUGCAGAAUUGCUGCCGCAUGUUUGUCAAAAGCAUCACCGCCACGAACAGUUUCAAUGGGAACACCUGCAGUUACCUCCUAGCUUUGGCAAGAGCUCACAGACUGAUGAUGAGCUAACAGAAGACAUGGCCGCCAGGGCAAUAGCCAUUCAAUACCACAUCAAAUUUAGCGUCAUGAAAAGCCAAAAGCAUGGCAUGUGGACUACUGUCGGAGACUGGACGCAGGCUGUGCAUAUUGGCUCACCACGCCUUGAGCGAGCACCGCUUUUAGUCCCUGAGAAUAGCACGUUCUACUGCCUGAGCCAACAAAAAUACAUCACCAAGGGCCUUUGCCGAAAACGUCUUGGACUUUUGUCUGCGCAGACACCUACGCAAUUGUCAAUAGAUCAAAGGGAGGUGUCAGCUGUGUUGCCCAUCAGAAUCAGUUUGAAAUACAGCACAACUGCAGGGUUCCCUUUACCAAAACUUUCCUGUAUACAGCCCGAGUUGAAUGCUCUCACUAGCUUUGGUCUGACACCGUGGUCAGACUUACCGGAUCUAACAGAGCCGUCAACGUGGGACAAGCAUAGCGACUAUCAUGGGCACACUCUAUACCUAAAAGCAGCCGCUCCAGUAUUCUUACAUUGGCGAAGAGACCCUGGUGUUAGGAGCAAUACAUGCCAAGCACUCCCUGUAGCAGAUAUUGAGUACGCUGCAACAUUGGAGACCAUGUGCGAUACGCAGCAGCUAAGAGAAGCGUUUAAUGCCGCAGGCAAUUUUCUAAACCCCGUCCUUCAAAAGGACGAGCUCCAAAAGUCCCGCGGGAGCUCACUACUCAAGAUAUUGAGCGGGGACGUGAUAGAUGAAGCCUUAGAUGAAAACUCAACAAGGGCUACUGUUGUCGGGAGAGCAUUAGACAUACUGACACGUAUCCAUAUUGCGUUUGUUGCUCCAGUAAAGGACACAGAACAUCCGCAACCUAGAGGCGAGUCGGAAGAUGCCGCUUUGGAAGACGCAAAGCGACGCAGGCUGUUACAUGCCCUUCUGGACCUCAUUUCUCUAGAAGGAAUUUAUCCAUCACUCUCAUCUGGGGCGGGAAUUCCUCUUCAGCAAAGAGUGAUUUCUGUAUUGCCGGCCGGUGUUAUUGCUCAUCAACCACAGAAGCCGACGGAUAACAAACCACAAAAUGAAGUACUUCUAGAACACAUAAUGUCCGUACUUUCGGACAUUAUUUGCGAUGAACGAUCCAGUAUACAACCUGUCAUUCGUGGCCGUAUCUUAAGCGAUAUAAUCAGUGCGGCCUCAGACUUAGCCUCGAAUGCAGAACAUUUGUCCCAAGAUAAACAACAGCGCUACCAUGAUGUGCUCGUGAAGGUAGUUGAAGAAACACCCAGCCCGGUUUUGUUGUCCACCUUGUCCAGCUUCCUUCAGUCGGAUACAGCUCCGUGGUUCAAAUCAAUAGUUUCUAGUCAAAUAUCACGGGUCCCUUUGCGUCACGACGGGGUUUUGCAAACAAUACUCUUCUUAGCUUCACAGCUUGCUCCUUCGCUAGGACAGGAGUCUCAGGAUCAGACGUCUAAUGGCCCACACUUCACAGUGCAGGCGAUAAUGCAGGCAUCGCGCCUUCUAUCCUCAGUACCGCAGGGCAUGGACCCAACGCACUAUUUUUCGAUCAUCGGGCCCCAGCUAUUGACCUUGAUUGAUGGAGAUGAUCCGGAUUUGAAGAAGACUGCGGCAUACGUGGUUGGCAAUGGGGUCUUAUGCAAGCGUGCCUAUGGCGCACCCGGAACUAUAGGCCAUUCUAUCUUCCUGGAACCGCUGUUCAAGACACUCACCGCUGGACUGGAUAAUUCAUCAAGGAACUGGGUGAUGCUAUCUUCAGUUGAAGGUGAAGACUUGCCGGACCGAGUUCUUGUGCCUGAAUCCUUAUUGGUGGUGGCAGUUAAUAGGCUGAGAAGUUUGGUUCUUCAGCCCCCGAACCCAAGUCUCGUGAAGAGAGUUGUUUACCCAAUACUCGUUCCGCUCUGGGGAUUGGCUUGUUUUACUUUAGAGAAACAGCACACUUCUCUUAAUGAGAAGAUUAUGGAAGUGUUACAAACGUACUUCGCUAUAUCGGUCGGAGAACAGCCUCUAAAAAAGUUGGUCGAUCAUCUACUCUGGGAUGGAGGUUCCGCCUGGACUUACAGUAUGGUUCCAACCCAUGGGGUCUCGUUGGUUAAGCGCGAGACUGCCAAGUCAGAUCAUUUGAAUAUUGUACGACUUCUAGACACUCUACAAUCUCGGGCUAAGCUUUUUGUCGGCUUACUGGGAGCUGAUCCUAGCAGCGAAGAGCGCACCGGCGAUAUAUUUCUAUACGUGAGCGAGAGCUGGCUCGUUCAAUCUCCGGGUAAUCAACGAUCCUUUAAUAAGUCUCAUCUCGGCCCCGCGAAUGAGGCCGAGAGCAUGGAACGCAAGCUGGUUAGCGCGAAACUGGCAGAAACUCUUCUAGAGAAUUUCAAAGAUAUCCUUUCUCGUCGGCCUCUCAGAGUACUCGAACUUAUUAAGCAGAUCAUAGAUGGGGAGCUCAAUCGCACAAGUACACGAAAGAAGGAUGGUGAUCUAGGAAGCGGCAAGGUAUCACUCUCCUCGCUGGCGAACAUUGUCCCUACGGAAGAAAAUACACAACAAGGCAACGGAGAAGAAUCAGACUCAACCGAAUCCCUACCAGCCGUGUUCAGUUUACUAUCCACAGUACUUGCAUCCCCCGAGUUCUCGGCAUCACAGGAUACUCUACCGGUCCUUGAAAAUCUCAAAUCACGACUAGACCAACUGAUCCCUUACCUUCCCCCGUCACUUGCUAAACCAGGGACGACUUCCUCAAUGCUUCUAGAAAUCCAUCUCACGUCACCCUCAGAACAGAGCCAGAAACGGCCAUACUCCGAAACAUCUGAUUUUGAAACACAUCGCCGAGCCCUGACCAAUCUUAAUUCCGAUCUCCCUCCAGUCCAAGCUGAAGGGUUCUCGCUUCUCUCUGACCUGAUUAAAAAAGCCUCUCCCGUCCUCGACAUACCGUCUACGUUAACUCUUCUUCUAUCUAUCAUAACAGAUCCGUCCGAAACUGCGGCUAAUGACGAGUUCAUCUAUCUGAAUGCAAUCAAACUGAUUGGCACAUUAGCCUCGAGACACCCACGUACAGUCGUUAAAACACUAGUCGACCGUUACACAGACCGAAAUGAAACCGCUAGUGUAGACCAGAGACUCAAGCUCGGAGAGUCCCUAUUACGAACUGUCCAAGACCUCGGCGAAGCAUUAACCGGAGAGACCGCGAAGAUUUUAGGCGAGGGUAUAGUUGCAGUCGCAGGGCGACGAGCACAAAAGCCGGAGACCCAAAAGCGCCGCAAACAACAACUCGAGAAAGAAAAACGACAGAAGGAGCGCGAAGAACGGCGAAAUAAGGAACCUGCAAUGCCAUCAGGCUGGAAGAUCUCCUCACCCACAUCAGCAACAAAGAUACAAGAAGGCGAAGAAGACGAUUCAGAGUCUGAGUCUCCUGAACAAGCUGUCUAUUCCGCCAAUAUCAUCGCCGCCUGGGCUAUGGGUGCGUCGUCAGAUGAGGAACCGGAUGACCUGCGAGUUCGUGCAUCUGCGUUGUCCAUCCUGGCGACUGCGGUUCAGACUAAUAUUGCUGGUCUUGGACCUUCAGUGGCUUCAUCGGCUGUUGACCUUGCGCUUGCGACCCUUACCCUAGAGAAAGAACCUGAGUCCGCAAUUCUCCGACGAGCAAGUGUUGUCCUGCUUCUAGACAUCCUUAAGGCCCUCGAUACUACCCGUGAGGCUCGAGGAAGUCAAGCUCUCGGUUUUGGGUUCUCACUUACGGAUGAUGGUAUGUCUUGGAAGGGUGAGAAUGCCAGCAGCCGUGGGCCUUCGACUAUAGGUAAUAUCCCGCAUAUGCUGCGGUCGCUCACAUUUGUCGAGAGCCGCGAAACAGACACCAUUGUCCGUGGCCAUAUUCGUGUGCUAAUUGAAAGUUUGGAGGCUUGGGUAGAGAAGUCGUUGUUGUGGGAAAUUGGAGCUCAUGGUAGAGAAGGUCAGAAUGAGCCAAGCGUGGAACUGGGGGACCGAAUCGCUGGCCUUCAAAUCGAUCCUCUUGCAGGAAGAAAUGAAAGUGGACGGCCUAGGAUUGAAGAAAUUGAAUGA